Molecule: messenger RNA, 13208 nt
Organism: Marchantia polymorpha subsp. ruderalis
Lineage: Eukaryota; Viridiplantae; Streptophyta; Marchantiopsida; Marchantiales; Marchantiaceae
Source: the annotation of a GenBank genome assembly
CUUCUUCAAGGGCGAAUGCGAGGGGAGGGGAUGUGAGGAGAAAGAAGAGAAGAGAGCAUUGCAGAACUCCCCGCGAGAGGGAGAGAGAGAGAGAGAGAGCGAAAAGGGGGAGAGGGGGAAGCCGAAGGUAGAGAGAGAGAGAGAGAGAGCAGAGAUGAGACUUGACUGAAGAGGAGGAGGAGGAGGAGGGCAGGGCUGGCCAGCAAAGCCCUGACUGAGAGGAGAGGAAAGGAAAGGAAAGGAGACGCCAAAGAGAGAGCUUUUGAGCCCAGGAGGAGACCUUGAGACCGACCUACUGGAGCCUCUUCCCUUCGCUUGCCUUGCCUUGCCUUCGCUGUUCUUCAGAUUCUGAUAAAUUUUUUUUGUAUUAUUCCUUCUUUCUCUCUUCUUACCAUUGUCUCUGCUGCUCUGCUGUGCGUCUCUCUCUCCCCGAUACACAACAAUCUACCACCACCUCCAUCAUCGUUUACCAUCUUCCUUCCCGAGGAGAGAAAGCGAGAGGAGAGGAGGAGCAGCAAAAGGUUCCUUCCGGUGUUCUCUCUCUCUCGAUUGUGGUUAUGUAGAGGCGGGGGCUGCCGACGAAGAAGAGCGACCGUGGUUGAUCUGGGGCCGGAGACGGAGGAGGAACGGGCAAGCGAACUGGGAAGAGGUGGUGCUGGUGCUGGUGGAGGAGGAAGAGGAGGAGGAGGAGUAGUUGGAGCCGAGGCAGAGGCAGGCAGGCAGACAGGCAGAGACCGCAGCGGGGGAUUUCGCGGAUUAAGAUCAGCGGGAGGCGCUACUGGUUCUUGCGCUCGGAGGACCUCCUCGGGGGGUUUCCAUCGGAAGUGUGUGCGUGUCUUUUUGCCGCGGUCGGAUUUGAGUGCUGAGGAGGAGCCGUCUUUGCUUGCUACUCAUGGUAGUAGCGGAUUUGAGACGGCAAUCCCUUGCGGUGGACAGACAGAGGUCGUAGGCAGCAGGGACAUGUCACAGCUCUGAUCGAGAUAGUUUUCCCCUGAGAGCGACACCAUGAAGGCGAAGAAAAAGCGGGGCGUCGAGGCCCCCCUUCGAGUAAGGACAUUCAUCAAUACUGUCAUCAACACUCCCUUGGAGAAUAUCGAGGCUCCCUUGACCCGAUUCUCUUGGGACUAUGAGAAAGGUGAUUUUUAUCACUGGGUUGAUCUUCUGAAUCAUUUCGAAUCAUUCUUUGAAAAGUACGUGAAACCAAGAAAAGAUUUGCAGCUGGAUGGCAACUUUCUUGAAGAAGAAAAUCAGUUCCCAAAAGAAGCAGUUCUUCAAAUCUUACGGGUCACCCGAAUCGUGUUGGAAAAUUGUAUGAACAAGUUUUUGUACAAUUCUAAUGAGCAUGUAUCAGCGUUGUUCGCUUCUACGGAUCCGGAAAUAGUCAUAGCGGCUUUGGAGACGCUGGCGGCUUUUGUCAAGAAGCCAGUGCAGUCAAACCGGGCUAUGAGAUGGCAUGGUGAUGCAGCUUUAAACGCUAGGCUUUUUUCAUUGUCUCAGGGGUGGGGUGGCAAAGAAGAAGGCCUGGGGCUAUUAGCCUGUGCUAUUGAAAAUGGGUGUGAUGUAGACGCGUAUAGAUUGGGAUCAACGCUGCAUUUUGAGUUUUAUGCGGAUGGAAAUACACAAGGGGAGGAUGAUGUGAAACCUCCCUCAAAAGCCUCUGGGUUGCAGGUCGUGCACAUCUCAGAUUUGCAUCUACGACCAGAGAAUGAUCUUGAGCUGUUGAAGAAGCUCACAGAUCAACAUAAGGUGCCUCCUAGUCUUCGUUUCUCUUUGCUAACACGGAUCAGAUUUGCCAGGGCGUUUGCCUCUCUCACAAGCCGGAGGCAAUACAUCUGUAUACGGUUACUUGCCUUCACCGUCUUGCUGCAGUCAAAUCCUGAUCACGAAGAUUUGACGGCAUUUUUCAUCAACGAGCCCGAAUUUGUGAACGAGUUGGUUACCGUGUUACGUUGUGAGGACACAGUCCCUGAGGAUAUCAGGAUUCUUGCUGUGCUUGCUCUAGCAGCCCAGUCACAGGACAGACCCCGACAGUCGAGUGUGCUCACCGUUAUUAGUGCGGGUGGUCAUAGAGGUAUCUUGCCUAGUCUGAUGCAGAAGGCUGUUGGUUCAGUUACUGGUGGUACAGGGGGCUGUUCGGUUGCAUUCGUGGAAGCUUUGCUCUCUCUUGUCACUGUCUUGGUUUCUUCAUCCUCUGGUUGUGCCGCACUGAGGGAAGCAGGGCUGAUACCCACUUUGCUCCCAUUGCUGAAAGAUAUGAACCCUCAACACACUCAUCUUGUCAGCUCAGCGGUUCACAUUUUGGAGGCGUUUAUGGAUUACAGCAAUCCUGCUGGUACUCUAUUUAGAGAUUUAGGAGGCUUGGAUGACACUAUUGUCAGGUUAAAGCUUGAAGUUAGUCGGGUCGAGGAAGGAGCUACGAAGCAGAAGGAGGAGUUGCAAGUCGAUACCAAGGGGAAGGCUCCCAUGAUCGAGGACGGCGACUCUCAGCAAACUGCUCUUGUGCAGUCAGAGACUUUGAUACCGUAUCAUCAAAGGUUGCUUCUUAAGGCUCUGCUGCGAGCCAUUGCUUUAGGUACCUACGCGCCUGGAAGUACCGCACGUCUUCACGGCUCGGAGGAAAGCGCCCUCCCAGCGUGCUUAUGCACGAUUUUUAGACACGCGAAGGAGUUUGGAGGAGGUGUGUUUUCACUAGCGGCAUCUGUCAUGAGCGAUCUGAUUCACAAGGAUCCGACCUGUUUCUCCUCCCUCGAUGCAGCUGGUCUUCCCGCAGCUUUCCUGGAUGCGAUCACAAGUGGUGUGCUGCCCUCAUCAGAAGCAGUUGGGUGUAUACCUAACAGUCUUGACGCCUUGUGUCUUAACAAUCUGGGUUUACAAGCUGUGAAGGAUAGGAAUGCUUUGGGUUGUUUUGUGAAAAUAUUCACAUCGAAAAUGUACCUGAGAGCCCUGGCAAACGAUACACCUGGAUCUCUCGCUUCUGGCGUCGACGAGUUGAUGCGUCAUGCUCCCUCACUACGAGGACCUGGGAUUGAUAUGUGCAUCGAGAUACUGACGACCAUCGCCACGAUUGGAGGUGCAACGGAGGUCAGCACUCCACCUACUUCUCAGGAAGCUCCAAGCGCUGACGCGCCUGUUCCGAUGGAUACGGAUUCAGAGGAACGGCCAGCUGCCUCACCAAUAGCUGACGUGGAUGUGGCACGCCCAGGUACUUCUCAGCAAGUCGUAGAACCAGCCGUGGAAGGGGCAAAUGCCAAUGUGGAAGCUUUUCUUCCAGAGUGCAUAAACAACGUUGUCAGGCUUUUAGAGACCAUACUUCAAAAUGCGGAUACAAGCAGAGUGUUUAUAGAGAAAAAAGGUAUCGAAGCUCUCCUUCAGCUUUACACGCUCCCUCAUCUUCCUGUAUCAUUUGGUGGUUCAUCGACAGCGCACAAUAUGUCAGUCACCUUUAGAGCUUUCUCUCCACAGCAUGCCUCUGCCCUGACUCGGGCCGUAUGCUGCGCGUUGAAGGACCACUUGAAAGUAACAGUUGAGCUGUUGGAUUCUGUGGCGGGAGCGAAGUUGUCUGAGCUCGAGACUGGUUUAAGGAACAAAGUUGUUCGGUGUUUGUCUGCGGCGGAGUGUUUCAUUUCCCUUACCUCGGUUCUGGUGCGAAGCUCUAUAGCUAUGAUGCCGGAGCUCAGUGGGGGUGGUUCCGAGGUACUGAAUGAUGUAGGGAAGGUGCACAGAGAAGUGCUUUGGCAGAUUGCACUUAUCGAUGACGCGAAAGUUGACCUGAAGAAGGAGAGUGAGACUGGUGGAAGCACACCUGGAAGUACAACUGUGAGUACUGGUACAAGAGAAGGAGAGGACGAUACUGAUGUUUACUCUGUCAUCAGAUACGUAAAUCCUGUACCAUCUCGCAACGGGCCUGCAUCACAUUGGGGUGUUGAAUCUGACUUCCUUCCGGUGUUGCACAAUGGAGGCGAUGGUCCGCAUCGUCGCAGGAGAGAGCAUGCUGUGACCACGGAAGCUAUAACGCAGAUGGCCAGGCUUGGUCGACUUUCUCGGCACAACACAGAUCCUGUCCAAGUCGAUUUGGAAAGCGCUGGAAGUCUGUCCGAGACUCCUCAGGCUCCAGAAAACACCAAGCGCAAGUCACCUGAUGCCGCAAAUUACGAAAUGAUGACAAGACUUGUCGGAGCUGCCCGUGGUCUUUACGUUGCCCUGGGAAAAGCUAUGGUUAUCCCUUCUCGCCGUCGGGAGCAAGAACAUGUGAGCAUUAGUGGACCGGCGAAAUCUGCUGCUUCCGCUCUUGCCAAGCUUUUGCGGGAUGAACUGAGCUAUGAUGGCCAUGGCACAACUUCACAAUUAGAGCCACCUGUGUCAGUCAAAUGCCGCUACUUGGGGAAGGUUGUUGAAGAUAUCAUAGCAGUUGUCUUCGACAGUAGACGGCGGACUUGCAACACCGUCCUUGUAAAUAAUCUCUUCGCACAUGGUGGCAUUAAGCAGCUUCUGGUCACUUUUGAAGCGACAAGCCAGCUACUAUGGAGAGUUCCACAGGCCUCUGGAUCACCUAUGGAUACCGAGAAUGGUAAGCCAGAGAGCAGUGACAAAGUAGAGGACAAGUCAGAUAGCAACUCCUGGCUUCUUGAUACGUUACGAAACUAUGCACGCCUCUUGGAGCACUUGGUCACUUCAUCGUUUUUAUUGUUUCCGACUUCGAUGGCACAACAUCUUGUGCAACCAGUGGAAGGCGGAACGGAAACGGUGCCCAAAGAUUCAGAGGCUUUCAUACGAGCUCUUCAGGCACAGGUGUUGGAGGUUGUGCUCCCUGUGUGGAACCAUCCUAUGUUCCCUCAGUGCAGCGCUAAUUUCAUUACUUCAAUUGCCGCAAUCAUCACGCAUGUGUAUACUGGUGUGGGGGAUGUCAAGGGGCACAGGAACGGCAGUGCCGCACCUGGUGCCCGCCUUGUGGGCCCUCCUCCGGAUGAGUCAUCUAUCUCUAGGAUAGUGGAGAUGGGCUUCUCCAGGUCCAGAGCAGAGGAGGCGUUGCGGCGUGUAGAAAAUAGCGUGGAGAUGGCGACAGAGUGGUUGUGUAGCCUUCCUGAGGGUGCUGCUCAGGAGGAUGAUGAGUUGGCACGUGCACUUGCGCUGUCACUUGGCAGUGCCGAUGGUACUCCUAAAGAAGAAGCCCCUAGGAAGGGCAAGGAGGCUGUAGUUGAGGAAGAGGGGCCACAAGCUCUACCAGUGGAGGAUAUGCUCUCCACUUGCAUGAACCUUCUGCAGAAUACAGAUGCUGUGGCGUUUCCGUUAACAGAUUUGCUUGUUACGAUGUGCAAUCGCAACAAAGGCCAGGAUCGUCCAAGAGUCAUCUCCUACUUGAUUCAGCAAUUGAAGCAGUGUAAGGUGGAAGAAUCGCAAAGUGAUGGCAGCGCACUGUCAACAAUUUCGCAUACGCUAGCUUUAGUUCUGAGUGAAGAUACCACGGCACGAGAAAUCGCUGCGGAAAUAGGCCUUUCCAAGAUAGCUCUCGAGAUUCUAGCGUCAUUCAAGGUCCUUGCGCCCAGUAAAGACGCUGCUGGAGUACAGGUCGAAGUCCCCAAAUGGGCCACGGCGUUGCUACUGGUUCUCUACCACAUGUUACAGUACAAGCCGAAAAUCAACUCUGAUGCACCCACUCCGACUGCCGGGACUGCAGCUACUAGCAACAGCGCAGUGGCAGGUUCUGCGGCUGCUCCUGAAGCUUCCAAGCCGGAUGUUGAAGUCGUGCAGAAGGAGAAGGAGGAGAACCCCUUUAUUGCCAUACUGGGUAAGCCAACGGGUUACAUGUCAGAAGAGGAACAAAAGAAGGCCAUGUCUGUUUGUUGCAAUUUACUGCAAAUGCAACUGCCAGCAAUGGCCAUCCAAGCUGUUCUUCAGCUCUGCGCUCGCCUUACGAAAACACAUCCAGUUGCAAUGCAGUUUCUUGAAGCAGGCGGGCUGAUUGCACUUCUGGGUCUUCCCAAAGGCUGUCUUUUCACUGGUUUCGACAGUGUUGCUGCUGCCAUUAUCCGUCACCUUCUUGAAGAUCCGCAAACACUUCAACAAGCAAUGGAGUCAGAGAUCCGUCACACUCUCAUAGCAACUCUUUCGAGGCACAAUGGCCGUGUCUCCCCACGAAUGUUUUUGACAGCUAUGGCUCCAGUUGUUUCCCGCGAUCCUUCGAUAUUCAUGCAGGCCGUUGCUGGAGUAUGUCAAAUUGAGACUGUGGCUGGUAGACCGAACAUAGUUCUGGCUAAGGAGAAGGAGAAGGAUAAGAAAGAGGAGAAGGACCGGGAGAAGGAGAAGGAGAAGGACAAAGAGAAGGACAAAGAGAAGGAGAAGGAGAAGGAGAAGGAGAAGGACAAAGACAAAGACAAGGAGAAAGAGAAGGGUAAAGCUCUUCAAGCUGAAGGUGUUGUUUCUCCUGUCGAUGGAGGUCCUAAAGCCCACGAUGGAUCUGUAAAGUCUGUGAAGGGACAUAAGAAGGUCCCUCACAGUUUCUCACAGGUGAUGGACCAGCUUCUCGAGGUGAUUUUACAUUACCCUCCUCCUGGGAAAGAAGAUGAGGUUAUUGCACCUAAAGAUGGCUCAACCACUGCAAUGGACGUUGACGAUCUGGCUCCUAAAGACAAGGGGAAAGCAAAAGUUGACGAAGUGGUGAAGCCCGAAGGUGACAACAUCUCUGAGAGCUCAGCGGCGCUCGCUAAAGUGGCCUUCAUUUUGAAGUUGACAACUGAGGUUCUCUUGAUGUACUCCUCUGCUGUGAGCGUAGUAUUACGUCGCGACUCUGAGAGCAGUCAAGGAAGAGGACCAGCGCAGGGAGGAUUGGAGGUCAUUGGACACGGGGGGCUUUUAUACCAUGUUCUCCAUAGGCUUCUUCCAUACCCCGGGGACAAGUCAAGCGAGAAGAUGAAUGACGACGAAUGGAGAGAAAAGCUGUCUGAUAGGGCGGGAUGUUUCCUGAUGUCAGUUUGUGUACGAUCAGGAGAAGGGCGUAGACGCGUGGUUGUGGAGAUCGCUCGUGCUCUGACUGCGGCCGCAAAUAGUGCGGAUGUCGGCGUUCUAAAGGGACUUCAACCCCCGAAUAGGAAGGUGAGAGUCUUUGUUGAUCUUGUCAACUAUUUUCUCUCACAUCACUCGUCAUCUGGGACCACGCAGACUCCAGGUUUUUCUGCUGACAUGGCGAAGACUAUGAUGGAUGCCGGCAUGGUUCAAGCCUUGACGCUCACCCUUCAGGUCAUUGACCUGGAUCAUCCUGAUGCACCUAAGCUGGUGAAUGCUGUAUUGAAAGGCAUGGAAAUUCUAACAAGAGCUGGAAGUAACGAGGCCGCCUUUGGCUCUGACGCUAGCAACCAAAAGAAGAGCACAGCGGAGGCAAGAGCUUCAGCUAGGGCCCUAGCUUCUGGAGGUAAUGGGCAUCCAGCAUCUGAUACACGGCAGGGAGAUGCUCCAUCCCAGACACGGGACGAGACAAUGCGCGAUCUGGUGCAAGCGGAAGCUCAACAGCUUGAGUUAAGUCUUCAUCCAUCAACCGGUGCAGACACUAGCAGGGAGGACUUGAUGGAAGAUGAUCUUAGAUUGGAUCGAGAACUAGCAGAGGAAGCCGAAGCCCAGCUAGAGGCAGACGUCGAAGAAGAGUUGAUGCGAGAAGCUGCUGAGGAUGCUGCCGAGCUAGAGGACGCAGCUGCGGAAAUGGCCUACAGGAUGGAGCAUGGUCCUGAUGAUGAUGUCGGAGAUGAAGACGAUGACGAGGAGGACAUGGAUGGCGAUGAUGGAGACGACGAUGGAGAUGAAGACGAGGAGGAGGAGGAAGAAGAUGAAGAAGAAGACGAAGAUGACAUUGAGGGUGACGAGGGAGUUCCCCAUCUGUCUCCGCCAGACACAGAUGUGGAGGACCAUGAGGACAAUGGACUCGGGGAUGAGUAUGAGGAUGAUAUGGUCGAAGAAGAAGACGAGGAUGAUGACUGGCGAGAAGAUCGGGUUAUCGAAGUAAGGUGGAGGGACGGAUUAACUGGACUUAAUCACGUACAAGUGUUGGGUCACACAGGCACUGCCAACUUGGUCGAUUUCUCUGGUGAUCCUUUUCACGGCAUGAAUAUGGAUGAUGUUUUUGGGAACUUCAGGCGUCCUGGUGGUGGAGAUAGGCGUCGAGCCACGGCUUACCGAGCUUUUCCUGAACGGCCCGGGGGAGACCGCGGAGGUGCUUUCCAUCAUCCUCUAUUAACCCGACCAUCUCCAACUCCAGGUGUUGGAUCCACAGGGCCAGUUAUGACCGGGAGUCUAUGGCCAACAACUGGAAGCUUUGUCAGAGAUGCAGAAGCCUUAAUGGGUGGUGGUAGCGGUCUGGAUGUUACUCACUUUUACAUGUAUGAUACACCCAUACUUCCAGAUCAUGCUGUGGAUGGCCUGUUUGGGGAAAGAGGUGUUGUUGCCCCACCUCCACCGCUCCUCGACUUUUCGAUGGAUCCUGUCUACCUCAUGGGUAGACGUGGAGGGCGUGCAGAUAGCAGACUGAGUAGCUGGACCGAUGAUGGGCAACCACAGGCAGGAGCUCAUGCAGCCGCUGUCGCACAAGCCAUUGAGGAACAGUUUAUCUCUCAAUUACGACUCCUUGUACCCGGAGAAGAUCAGCCAGCUGGUCCAGCGGGUAAUGUCACUGCACCUGAGAGCACAGAGGCAGCUGAUGCAAGACUACCCGAUGCCGCAGAGGAUAUGGAAGGUGCAGAGCCUGAAGGUCCCCACCCAGUGACAGAGAGCAGUAUGACUGAGCAGAGAGACACGCCUAGGGUAGGCGAGCCAGAACCUGCAGCUGGCGAAGGAGGAACUGUCACCACCUCAGCUGGUGUACACGGAUCCAGUAUAGUGGAAGCCGAGUUGGCACGCUCUGGGGAGCCUGUCGCUGCAUCAGGCACAGAUUUAGAUGUGCAAAUGCAAGACGAGAGGAACGAGCCAGCGAAUAGAGAUGUAGAAGCUGGUAGCCAAGAUAGUGGAGAAAGUGGUGCAACCGUGGGCGAAAGUCUUCGCAGCUUGGAAGUAGAGAUUGGAAGUGCGGAUGGACGUGAUCCAGACGAGAGACAAGCGGGUCCGGAUAGGUUGAGCACUGGAGAAAUUCAGAGAACUGCCGUUGUGGAGGUUGUACCUGGACAGGUGGGAACGACUGGAAGGGCCGAGCGUGGUGAUGCAGAUGAAGAAAUGGAUGGGUCAAGCCGGGCAGGCCGACCGGGUGAUGAGGCUGAAACUGCCGAUAGGUCAGGUUUGGGGGCUACACAGGAAGAAUUAGCCGGACCAGUACCCGCCAGUGCUGGAGCUGGAAACAGGGGAGAGGAAGAAGGUGCACGCAGGGGUGAGGGGAAUGCUGGUGUGAAUGCCAUUGAUCCAACUUUCCUAGAAGCUCUUCCCGAAGAUUUGAGAGCCGAAGUAUUGGCAUCACAACAAACUCAGACCAUACGAGCCACGAGCCACCCUCCCCCUCCUGCAGAAGAUAUCGAUCCAGAGUUUUUAGCUGCCUUACCUCCCGAUAUCCAGGCUGAGGUCUUGGCACAACAAAGAGCCCAAAGAGUUGUUCAAGCCCAGCAAGUGGAGGGUCAACCAGUUGACAUGGACAGUGCGUCCAUCAUUGCCACGUUCCCUGCAGAGCUUCGUGAAGAGGUUUUGUUGACAUCUUCGGAGUCUGUUCUUGCUGCACUGCCACCUGCUCUUAUUGCGGAAGCACAGUUGCUACGCGAGAGGGCGUUGAGUCAGUAUCAAUCUCGAGGCUUGUUCGGAGGCCACAGAAUUGGAAGAGGGAGAAACAACAUGGGUGUUGGUACUGGAGGUGGUGCAACGGCGAUUGAUCGGGGUGUGGGAGGAGCUACAGGGUUGCCGAUUGGCCGCAGUAGGAACACCAUGCCACUUAGUGCUGUAGGGAGAGUAAAAGAAGCUGAAGGGAAGCCUCUUGUAGAUACUGCUGCUUUGAAGGCAAUGCUUCGGCUUCUACGAUUAGCUCAGCCUCUUGGAAAGGGUCUACUUCAAAGGCUCCUGCUGAACCUUUGUGCACACAGUGUAACUAGGAUCACUCUGUUGCAACUUCUUCUGGACAUGCUUCGACCAGAAGCCGAAGGUAUUUCGGCCGGCGCAUCGUCUGCCGAUGGUGCCCCGUCUCAACGCCUCUAUGGCUGUCAGUGGAAUGUUGUUUACGCCCGUAGCCAGCUAUCAGAUGGAGUCCCACCCCUUGUCUCCCGGCGCGUUCUGGAAAUUUUGACCUACUUGGCUCGUAGCCACUCACUUGUCGCAAACCUGCUGCUUUACCUUGAACCCUUGAGUUUGUCACCGUCCUCGACAUCUGAAAGUUCUGCCGCUAAAGUACACGAUGCCAAAAAGGAAAAGGGAAAAGCAAAGGUGGUGGAUGGUCCGGCUGUACACGAAGAACCUGAGCCAAAGCCCAAGGGCGAGAUUCCCCUGAUUUUGCUGCUGAAGUUACUGAAUCAGCCACUGUACUCCCGAAGCAGUGCCCAUCUGGAGCAGGUAAUGGGCCUGCUUGAAGUGGUGACUACCAAUGCUGGAGCGAAAGCAGAGUUGAGAGCCCGAACUAAGGCUACAGAUGCCGGAAAUACGACAGCCCCUGUAAGUGGGGAGUCAACUUCCACUCAAGGUGCUACUACCGCUCCUGCUGGACAAGCAGCAGCUGCAGUUCGUGAUGGGGAGGAAGGAACUGAAGCUGUGGGGCGAAGCCGAGCCGAACCCACGACUGUGCCCAGUGAACUGAAAGUGGACACAACCCGACCUGAUGCAGAUGGUGUGGAACCAUCCACGUCGGGCCUCGAUCACCAGAUGGAUCCAACAACUGUACUUUUGAGUCUUCCUGAACCAGAACUUCGCAACUUGUGUAAACUCCUGGCACGUGAAGGGUUGUCAGAUACGGCCUACUCACGGGUCGCGGAAGUUUUGAAGAAGUUAGCUAUUGCCGCGCCUCCUCACCGAAGACUAUUUGUCACAGAGUUGGCAGAUGCUGCGCGUAGACUGGGCAGUCCAGCCAUUAACGAACUCACAAAUCUGGGAGAUGCUGACACUGCCGUUGUGAGUACGACAUCUAUGGCAGGCGCUGCAAUUCUUCGAGUCUUGCAAGCUCUAAGUGCUCUUACGUCGCUUGGCAGCUCAGAGAAAGAAAAUGAUCAAGAUAUGGUCGAGAAGGAACAAGAAGACGGAAUGAGUGUCAUUAGGGAUCUGAACUCUGCUUUGGAAGGUCUAUGGCAUGGGCUGAGCAUCAGUGUCGGCAAGAUAGAAGGCCGGUUGGGUAAUUCUUCAGCUUUGUCAACGCCAUCAAGCAGUGCAGCGGCGGCUGUUGUUGGUGCUGUGGGAGUUCCGCCACCUUUACCUCCGGGGACCCAAAAGUUGCUACCCUUCGUGGAAGCUUUCUUUGUACUAUGUGAAAAAAUGCGUUCGGGGCCCGCGAUUGCAGGUCUUUCGGAACCUGCUAGUGCAACUGCCCGUGAGGUUAAGGAAGCUGCUAGUUCGUCGGCGUCAGAAUUGGCCAUUGUAACCACUCCUAGGUCACCACCUCCUACUCCUCAGAGAAAGCCAGAUGAUAAGGGCAUGACUUUUAUUCGAUUUGCGGAUAAGCAUCGACGUCUGUUGAAUGCCUUUGUGCGUCAAAAUCCUGGUCUUUUAGAGAAGUCCUUGUGCUUGAUGCUGAAAACGCCUCGUCUGAUUGACUUCGACAACAAGCGGGCCUACUUCCGCUCGAGAAUAAGACAGCAGCAUGAGCAACAGCAUUACACUCCUCUUCGAAUUUGUGUAAGGAGGGCUUAUGUGUUGGAAGACUCGUACAACCAGUUGCGGAUGCGCACUCCAGAAGAAUUGAAAGGUCGUCUUACUGUACAAUUUCAAGGCGAGGAAGGUAUUGAUGCGGGAGGUUUGACACGAGAAUGGUAUCAAUUGCUAUCUCGUGUUACUUUCGACAAAGGGGCUCUUCUUUUCACCACCGUAGGAAAUGAAUCGACGUUCCAGCCCAACCCGAAUUCUGUUUACCAGACAGAGCAUCUGUCUUACUUCAAGUUCGUAGGCCGCGUGGUCGCCAAAGCACUUUUUGAUGGACAAUUGCUUGAUGUAUAUUUUACUCGGUCAUUCUACAAGCACAUAUUGGACGUGAAAGUCACCUACCAUGACAUAGAAGCCAUUGAUCCCGAUUAUUAUAAGAAUUUAAAGUGGAUGCUCGAGAACGACAUCAGCGACAUACUAGGUCUUACCUUUAGUAUGGAUGCCGAUGAGGAGAAGCAUAUCCUAUAUGAAAAGACCGAGGUGACUGAUUACGAGCUUAUUGCGGGUGGUCGAAACAUAAGAGUGACCGAGGAAAAUAAGCACGAAUACGUGGAUCUCGUCGCGGAACAUCGCCUCACAACUGCUAUUCGACCACAAAUUAUCCAUUUCUUGGAAGGUUUUCAGGAGCUUGUCUCAAGUGAUCUCAUAUCUAUCUUCAACGAUAAGGAGCUGGAGCUUUUGAUCAGCGGUCUUCCUGAAAUUGACUUGGAAGAUUUGAAGGCGAAUACAGAGUACACGGGGUACACUGCAGCAUCCCCUGUCGUGCAGUGGUUUUGGGAGGUUGUCCGCGCCUUCAACAAGGAGGAUAUGGCACGACUACUGCAGUUUAUUACUGGGACUUCUAAGGUGCCGCUGGAGGGUUUUAGGGCUUUGCAAGGCAUAUCUGGUCCUCAAAGGUUUCAAAUUCACAAAGCAUAUGGGGCUCCCGAACGGUUGCCAUCCGCCCACACAUGCUUUAACCAACUUGAUCUUCCCGAGUACGCCUCGAAAGAGCAACUUCAGGAACGUCUUUUGUUGGCAAUUCAUGAAGGAAGUGAGGGUUUCGGAUUUGGAUGAGGAGCGAGUAGCUGCCUCUACUGCUGUCUACGUAGGAUAAAGGAUAGAUAGGAUCUCAAUGUGUUAUAGUUCAUAUAAUGUAGAGGAAGGUGUAGGUUUUUUGAUAAUCGCUGGUGGUAGAAGGCCGGCAGCUGAUGCAGAAGACAUUCUCAGCAAUUGUUUGAAAAAUGCCUUGUAGUAAUGUGUAUGCACGGGGACAAGGAGGGGAGAUGAUGGAGAGAUAACUGAGGUAGGAUUGGGGUUCGAGGAAAGCCUCAUGCCCUGACUUCCUAUUGUGUAAAUGGUUUCCUUACCACUCUCGAGAGAAAAUAAUUUGAUUCGACCAUAGGUCUUGUUCAUUGUUCAGCUCUUAGCACUCA